CCCAGCCCCCACCCUGUCCCUCUGUCUGCUCUAUCAUGGUGGGAGCUGAGCUCACCCCUGGAGGAGGGGUAGCCCUUGAGCUACCGGCUCCUGGGCCCGAACGAGGUCCCUGGAGGGGUCUUUGAGGACGAGGUGCACUACUGCCCCUGCUGCCCCAAGAGGGCCUCUGGCUGUGGACAGGCGGGGUCCUCGUGGGUCCUCAUCAUGACCAGAGGGCAAGGGUCAGGGUCAACUUGAAGCCCCUCAUGCUGGCCCAGCAGGGUCAGUGGGUCUGGAUACCUGAGCUGCCUCCUCCAGGCUGCCCCCUGCUGUGAGGCUGCCACUGGAGCAGGGGGCGAGUGGGUCUGAGGGCUUACUCAGUUUCCUCUGGCCAUGGCUACUGUCCCCGCACCUGACUUCGUCCCUGUGAGCAGUUCUGUGGCUGUGACCGCUGUCUCCCUUCCCUGGCUGGGUCUUCUGGGCAGACCUGUGGCCAUUACCACUGUCCCUCUUCCCUGGAUGGGUCCCUCUGUUGUCAGACCCGGGUGUACUGUCCUGCUGGGUGCGGCCCCCUGCCCUUGGCCAUGAUCCCUGUGGUCGCCAUGAGGCCAGAGUGACAGCAGGGUGCAUCCUGGGCUCCCACAGCAUCCCACAGAGGCUGAGCCCUGCUGGCCAGCUGCCUGGCCUUCCUCUGCUGGGAGCACACACACUGGCCCCUGGCUGUUGAGCUCCUGGCAAGAGUGAGGAAGAGUCCUGUCCAUCUUCUGCCCUUGGUCCCAGGAGAGCGGGCCUCCUCCCGGCCUCUGGUGUGUGGGCUUCCAUCCCAGGAGGAGGCAGCGCUGACUGUGCCUGCCCUGCGCGGCUGCUGUUGUGAUGGGUGCAGCAACACGCCAGGCACUUCCUGCUGGGGCUCCCCUGCCCUGCUGAUCACAGCUCGGGUUCCUGAGCUCACAGGCCGAGGUCUGUCCCUGGCAGUGCGAUGGCUCACUUCUUGUUUGUUCAAAAUGGGGGAGGAGCUACGUGUGGCUUCUUACCCCCCUCCCUGGCUGUUAUUCUGCAAAUAACAGCACACCUUGGAGUCAGUGGACUAUGCCACAGCCAGCAAAGCCUCCCAAGGAAGAGCCUACAGGGGCGGGCCUUUCUCACAUCCAGAAAGUUCUGCUAGUACCAGCAGGGACCUCUGAGAAGCCCUGUGGCUCCCAGGUAGCCACCAUGCCCUUCUGUCUGGGGUGACAAAUUUGUUCACGGCAGGUCACCUGCCUCAGUGCCCAUGGGGACACGGUUUCCUGGUGGCCACAAGACAGGGUCAGGUGCGCCUGGCCAGGCAUCUAGAGCCUUACAGGCUGCAGCCUCAUGCACAUUAGCAAUGGCCACGCCACCCUGCCCUGCGACUCUGAGCCUGCGUCUCUGAGGGCGGCCCUUGGAUUAGCAGAAGCUGCAACAUGAGAAGAUGUUGUAUAAUGGGGCAGAGAGGUGGCUGCUGUUGCUGGGGUGGGAGCUGCCUGGACGAGGCAGGGAGAGGAUGUGGGCCUGGUGGGCUCAGCCUGGGGAAGUGUGGCGGGGGGCAGGGAAGCUGUCAGGAUUUGGGGGUGUCUGAGGGGGCCCAGAGACCACCACGCUAGGGAUUUGCCCACCUGGCCCAGCACAUGGACCUGGGGGUGGCUGUCCCACACUGUUCUGGGUUCUCCAGGUCCAUCCUGCUUCCCAGGUGACUCGGGUCCCUUGGCAUGCGGCUCUCCCUAGGGCCUGCCUGUUGCUGAUUGCCCAGGACCCUGAGCCCGCAGGAGCAGGUGAGCCUGGAGAUGGCUGGGGUGUGGCUGAAACCAAGUGAGCUUGUCUGCCACCAGGUGCCUGUGGCAGGUGUGUGGUCGUCCCUGGGCUCCUGGCUGUGGCAUCUGUGGAGCUGGAGUAGCCCUGAGCCCUGCUGGCCCUGGGCCAGCCUGUGUGCAAACAGUUGUUCUGUGGGACGUGGCCUGGAAGUCAGGUGAUGUCGUUUGUUCCCGGGUAGUUCCUGCAGCCACUUUCCGGGUUCUGUGGCUGUGGAGCCGUUGGUCAGAGGGGCAGAUGGCAUGCAGGCUGAUCGGAUGUCUGUGGUGAUGGCGGGUGCAGGCGUUCAUUUGGCUAAAAGCGGAGAGCCAGUGGCAGGCACCAUCCACCUGCUGGGGACAGGAAGUUUCCCCUGUACCCCCACCCCUGGGAUCUGAAACUCAGACCCAAGAAUGGACCCUUUGUCCACACUGCUCUGGGCCCCCUGGCCAGCCAGACAGUGCCAGCUGGAGAAACAAACAUGGCUGGUGCCCCCUUCCCUGGCUGCCCCCCUGCUGGUCUUGGUCUGGCUAAGACCCAUCCCUCCUGACAGGGCCAGGUUCCAUGCCUGGCACAGGGAUGGGGCUGUGUGAAUGGAGGCAGAGCCCUGGGCACCCGGAGCUGGCGGGGAUCGGGGGGAGACCUCCAGCUGGCCCUCUGUGCUGGGGCUCUGCAGGCAGGGGUGUGUGCACCGCUCCACAGCUGCCAUCCACCCAGCAGACCUCUGUCUCUUGCAGGCUCAGACACCACCUGUCACAGGUGGCCACCUCCCUCUGAGCACAGGACCAUUCUGGCUGGCCAGGGGCUUGGAUCACAUUGCAUUGUGUGUUCUGCCCACCUCAGCUUUUCUUCCUGCUCCAGAUCCAGGGAGCUGAAGUCCAGCCCGGGUGCUUUUGGCCUUAGGUGCGGAUUACCCCUGGCCCUACCACCUGUGCUGUGGGUGGACCGAGCUGACACGGGGACAUCUGUUCUGUUUCAGGACUGAGCCUGUGGUGUUGGACAGAGAGCUAGAGGUGCAGCGGAGUUUCCUGUUGGGUGGGGCACGCCCUCUGCCUUCCCUGGGCAGUGGAAUGUGGGGUCUCUGAGUGCCUGGGUGGAGCCCCUGGGGCUGCUGCCAGCCCUGGGGCCCAGAAGAGGGGUCUGCAGUGUCCAGCCAGAGUCCAGGACCCCAGGGCCUCUGGCUGGCACUGGACGUUCCGGGCAAGCUGGACGGGGGCUGUGAUGCCAAGGGCUGAUCCCUGGGGUGGGGAAGGCAUCCAUGGCAUGUCUCCUCUUCCAAGCCCCUCCCUGGCCAUGUGCCCAACCCUGUGAGUCACUGAGCAGAACAGGAAACUGCUCAGGGCUCAGGCCAAUGUGGGACUUGGGUGCAGAGGGGUGUCUUGUGAGGGCAGCCACGGGGCAGGCCCAGGUCGGCCAGGCGGCCUGCACAGGGCUAGCCGGGCCUGGGCAGGGUCACCAGGCUGCUUUCCCGUUGUUCUGUGGUACUUGUAUUUUUCUUGCAGAUUUGCAGAAAGCUUUUGUCUAUGUGGACUUAAGUUGGGUUCAGACUGUUGGUCAUUUGUCUUAGAGUCGCAUUUGUAUAUUUUCUGAAGAAAGAAAUGAACUUUUAUGCAGUUAAGGCUAAUAUUUGUAUUUAUUUUGUGUUUAAACAUCCUCUUUGGAAACUCCUUUUCCAUUCCAGAAUUUGAAAAACGGUCCUGUUUCCACCUCACGUGGAGCAACCUUAAGAAGAGUGAGAAGAAACCUCUGGAAUGUGGUCCUUGCUGUGGCGCGGGUGCUUUGUGCCGGUCUGCAGUGGGCAGCGUCCUCCCGGGCACAGGACGCACCUCUCGGCGGCCAGGGCCCUGCGUGGUGAUGGAGGAGGGAAGGUCCGGUUCUUCUUGACAGAACAGUUAAGCCUGGGAGGGAGGCGUGGCCUCGCACCUGAGCUGGCAGGUGAGCGGAGGGGAUUUAAGUUCACACUCGCACAGUGGCCACACCUGCCUUCCGCCUCUGCCCCGGGGAUCCUGGAGCAGGCAGGGCCCAGGGUGGUGGUGCCUGUUGGCGUGGCCGGAGGCCCUGAGGCCAGCAUGCUGUUCGUGCUGGGCGGCUCGCAGAGGUAAGGCCAGCGCCUCGGAUGCCGGUGUUCUGGUCCUUGGCGGCAGAAGGAGGCGUUCUGUGUGUGUCUGUAGCAGGAAGUCGCCCUGGAUUCGGGGGCUUUACCUCCUAAGGCCAGUGUGUCAGCCUCGUCUCGGCUGUGCAGCAUCCCUCCCGACGCCCUCUCUGCUGGUCUGGCCCAAGGAUUUUGGGGCCUGUGGGGUUCCGUGAGAGAGGCCUUGAGACUGCGUGGGGGUCUGGUUGCCUGCUGGAUGGGCAGGGGGCACCGGGCCCAAGUCCUGCAUCUUACCUGUGUGGGGACACUGGUGUGAUGCCUUGAGACUUGUGUGCGUUUGAGAGUGCGCUAGGGUUGGGGCGGAGCUGAGCUGCCUUGGAGGGUCCCCACCAGGUCUGGCAGUGGUAGUGGCUGAGCCUGGGGCUGCUUCCUGCCCGCACAGCAGCCCGGGUUCCCUUCCCUGGUGGGUGUGGUCACGAAUACUUCACGUUUCAUGUCCCUGGCUCACCGUCCAGUUUGGGGAAAAUUCCAGGGCCGGCUGGAGCCUUCCUCCUGGCUCCUGGGCCCACUGCCUGCCUGUGCGCCCACGGUCGCCACUGUGUCCGACUGCUUUUAGGAUGUGGCUUGUGGAGGCCCCCACUGGGGACCUCUGACCUCCCACCUCGUGGCCUCCCGGCCUGGACCACCUGGUCACCCCCCUGCCCACGCCCGUGGAUGUUGUCCCUGUUGUGGAGAGGCUCCAGGGCCAGCCCAGUGGACUGUCACAGGUUUCCCGCGUCUGGAUGCCCGGCUGCACUUCCGACACAGGCUGCCCAGUCCCAGGUGCCUCCGAGCACAUGGAGUCAGCCAAGGCUCCUGGGAGGAAGGGGCACAAAGCCCUGCUCUGCUGAGUCACCUCCCACAGCCCCAAGCAGCCCAACCGCCCCAGCCUCUUGUUUGUUUUCCUAGAAUUGUGCCAGUGCUGCAGGCUCCUGUGUGGCCCGGCACACUUGUUUUCUUGGCAGAGCCACCAGCCCCGGGCACACAGAGGGGACAGCAGCGAGCCGGGGGGAGGAGCUUCCUGGGGCAGAGGCCAGUGGGGAGACCCGGAGCUGGGAGCCUGCGGCCUGGGGAGGGCCACGCGCUGUGGGUUCCUGGCUUGUGGCAACUGAGGGCUGGGUCUCCUUACCAGGCUCCGGCUGCUGCCUGGGUCCAGGGUGGUGGGGCCUCCUGAGGUGCUGCUUCCGUGGCUGUGGAAGGACCGUGGUAGGCAGCCCUGAGUGCCUGCCUGUCUUGCCAGGCUGCGUGGCUCCAGUGUUGGCUGGCUCUGCUGGUGCCAUCAUUGUGGCCACAUAUGGGCAGCACAGGAAGGGCUGGAGGGUGGGGGCCCUUUCAUGAGGCACAGAGCCCAUCUUGCCUGCUCCCUGUGCUCUGAGUGCCAGUGUCUGUGAGAGCCAGGCUGCAUCUGCAGUGGGCCUGGGACCCUGACAUCUGCCCUGGUCGUGGACCAGGUCCAGCAGGACCCGUCUGACUGAGGCUCAGGUGUGCUCCAUGGCACGUGUGUGCAGGUGGCCAGGGCCAAUGACUCUGGAGUUUGUGUCCAUUCCUGGGUCAACCACGACUGAAGGAAGCACUUGGGAAGAGAAGCCCAGAGGGCUGCUCCGGCCGUGGACCUGGUCAGCUGGCCCUGUGGAAGUCAGCUGGGUCCUAUCCCCACAACCAUGCUGUUUGGGUGUGACUGGUACUGUCCUUGGAGACAGGCUCUGGGGCCCCGGCCCACCCCUGGGGGCUCCUCCGUGCUGGUGGACAUGAAGCCUAGGCUGCCAGCUGCCGUGACCCUGGCCAGAGGCCGUGGGGUGGCAAGCAGCUCCUCUGGACAGGCAGGGAGAGGGAGCUGGGUGUUGGCCCACAGCGAGGGUUGCUUGUUCCUCCCAAGCCCGGUCCUGUGAGUGGCUUGACCCCUGCCCCACUCCUUCCUCACCUGGACAUCUCUCUCGGUCUGGGCAGGGUUUGUCAUAGAAACUCCUGGAAGGGCCAAAUUGGAAGUUCGGUGAGUUUCCUGUUUUCCUGACACCAUGGGCCGUGGGAGGAAGGAGGUGUCAGGCUGGUGCUCAGCCGGCUUCAGUUACAACAGGGCCAUAGGGGACUUGGGCCCCCACACCUUCAUGGCUGCCCGGGGAAGAGGCCUGUGAAGGGGACAGCAAGCAGGUUUCAAGUGCCUCCUGGGAAAAGUCAUCCCUCCUAGGCUUCUCCUGGGGCCCUGUGGGUGUUGGGGAGAGGCGGGGAACCCCAGCACUGGCCAAGGGUUGGAGCCCUGUAGGCUUGAUGCCCUGCCCCCUUCACUGGCUCCAGCUGGCUUUGGCAGACCACACUCAUGGCCUUGGCAGCCCAAGUUUGAGGUCCCCUGUGGCACCUGGGCAGCAUCAUGGUCCUGGGCUCCAGGCAGAUGCUGUGGCCUGGGACUCAGAAGCCGAGGGGCUGGUGAUGGGGGUGGGGGGCAGGGCCUGGCUCUGUUUGCUGGGCGAGGACAGUGGGGUGUGGCUGCCCUCUUAGGCAGAAAUGCCCAGGAGCCGGAACUGCCUGGGGAGGAUGUGCUGGGGACACCACUAGUCCUUGGGGGCAGAGGAAGACUCCAGGCUCCAUCUGUCACCUGGGGUUCAUCCUUCGUCCACCCGUGCAGCUCACUGAGUUAAUGGAAAGGAAAACAACUGCUCCCACAUUUACAAGACAUGGCGUUGCCGCCCGGCUCCUGCCCUCACGGCCACGCUCCCUGGGGAGCAGCUGUCCCCGGCCACACUCGCUGGGGAGCAGCUGUCCCCGGGACUUGUUAAGCUUCUUGGAGGUUUACACCCCUCUCCCAGUUGGAGAAAGAGCUCACGACAGGUUUUCCCAGGUCAGCAACGGCUAAGGAAAGGGAAAGACGAGAGCUCUCCAUCUGCAUCGGGAGCCAAACUUCAUGAAAAGCCUUUUGAAUCUGGGUUUGCCCUUGUACAGAUGAGAGCCAGCUGGGCUGGGCCGGCAGGGUCUGGAGCAUCCUCAGGCAGGGAGGGGUGUGCUGGGCAGGGAGGGGCCAUCCUCAGACACAGCUUUGGGGGGGCCCAGGACCCCCAGGUGGGCUGGUCCCUGCCUCUAGGUUGUGGGGCCCUGCCGGCCAGGAGAAGGGUAGAGGGAGGGCUUGGUAUGCAGGGAGGAGUGGCAGAUGAGUAGCCUUAUCAGUCAGUUAAGCCCUAACUAUAUGGAGCUGUAAAAGGCCCACACCUGGUAAAGGGUCAGCAGCAGGGGCCAACUGUCAGCUGGAGCUGGUGACUCAAGUGGCGCCUCUUUGUCCCUCCUCCCCUGGACACAGGCACCUCCAGCCUGGACCCUGACCACUGGGGGGCCAACGUGGUCCUCUCCCCCUGGCUGCAGCUGAGCGGAUCUGAUGUGCUGCUGCCAUUGUCUAGCGGCUGAAGCCCCUCGUCCCACUGUGGCCGCUGGGAGCCCCCUCCAUGUGGUCGCUGAGCCUUGGGUGUGGGACUGCAGCAGGAAGUGGGGGGAGGGGCAUCACUGGGAUGGGGCCACAGCGGUGGAAGGAGGGACUGUGUGAGCAGUGAGAAGCUAUCAGUCGCAGUCCCCAGGCAAGCCGACUUUUGCAGAGACAGCUGUUGUGGGGGAGGCUCUAGCCUUGUCUGCUGGGAGAGGUGUAGGCCAGGAGGUAUGGGUGGGGUGGGGAGGGAGUGAGGCUCAGGUGGCCACUGGGCAGAGACCCUGAGCAGAGCCUUGCUGGGCCAGGUCAUGGCAGCCCUGUGGGCUGAGGGACAGCUGGGAUCUGACUUACCCUUGCUGUUGGAGGGAUGCCCGCACUGGGGAACACAGGAUGGGGGGCAGAGACGCGGGUGGGUAAGGCAGGGGGCUAGAUUAGGGCCACAGGGUGGAAGCCACAGCUGACUCACCCUAUGUAAUCCUAUCAGCCUACCUGUCAGUCAAAUAAGCCUUUUCUAGGAUGUCUCCCUUUACCUGGGCCCUGGGGGAGGCACCACCUAACCACCCCUUCUCCAACCUCAAAAGAGGCUGGCACCUGGGAGGGGCUCUCCUUUGCUCUUUCUCUGCCCCCCCCCCCAUCUUUUCCCUUCCUGGCCCCUCUAUUCCUGAGCAAUGCCCACCCAUGUGUGUGUUUUCCUCACCUUUUAAAUAAACUUUAUCAGUGUGUGCCUUACUUAGAAUGCUGUUCCAGGUGAAAGGCAAGGGCCUGGAUUAGGGGUUUAGACCCCACCUUGCCCACAGCACCCAACAGGCGCUGCCUCAGCCACACCCUCCCCACUCGACCGUGAGGCCCCACAGCUGGGGCCCACAGCCCAGAAACUGCUAUGUGACGCCGUUCAACCAAAGGUCCUGGGAACUGGAUCCGGCCCCGGUUCUGCCACCCUUGUGGUGAGGAGGCCGCACAGGGCAGUGGGUGCCUCCCGAGCUCGCACAGCAGCCCGGUGCAAGUCAGAAUGAACCCCUGGAAACUCCCACCGAGAGCCCAACCUCCAUGGUCUGAUGAAAGAUGAGUGGCCCUGGUGUCCCAGCCUGGUGAUGUCCAUUUCCCUCCCGUUGCAGACUCACAGGGUCCUGGCGUCCAUCCGAGUUUUCUGCCCCGGUCCUUGGGAGAGAUCCCCUCCCCACGAGAGUGCUGCCUCCCCAGGAGAUGUUCUGCUGCCCCACAGGCAAUUCCAGCCCCCCAUGGAAGGAUGCUGAUGCUCCAGGGACGGCCACGUGGGCAGGGGCAGUGUUCCCACUGGUUAGCGCGGCUCUGGGCUUCAAGUUUCAUCCGCACUGUCCAUAGAGACCCCAGGGGCAGAGCUCGUCAUGUGUUUUGCACAAGGGGACACAUGGCAAUCACUGGGCAGUGGCAGGGCAGGGCACAUACUCGGUCACAGAGACCCCACGAGGCGGCAGGGAGGGGCGGCCGGCACCACACGCCUGUCGUGCGAGCCAGUCCCACCCAGAGUUCACACCCAGAGCGGCAGACGUGUCUUCUGUUUACAAGCAUGGGCUCCCUCCUGGAGACUACUGGGCACAGCCCUGACUCUGACCGUUUGCUUAGAACUUUGGCCUCAGCUCUCCUCGCCAACUCGCUGGCGGCUUCACUUUGUAAACCGUGGCUGGUGUGCAGUGCACCGUGGCCUGGGCUGAGCGGCAAGCCGGAGCUGGCCCUGCCCGCUCUGCUCGCUGGGCCUUUCUCGUCCCGCUGGCCAUGUGUCCUCUCCUGUAGAGGUGACUUUCUGUCAGCUCCAGUGUCUGGGAGAGCCGGGCUCCUCAUCGUCACCCAUUUGAGCUUUAAAAUCCACUUAUACGAAAUUUCAAGACCCUCUCUACAGAAAUCACCCCUUCCCCCAGGGCACAGGAGUGUGAGGGCUCUUGCUCGGGCCCAGCCCAAGGAGCAGACAGCUGGGGAACACAGGGACCCUCAUCUCCCCCCGGCAGCCUGCUGGUGCUGAUCCAAUCCUGGUUACAGACGUCUGCCUGGCUGCUGUCCCGCCCCCACCUCCCCGGCCCCAGCCACCUGCCCAUCAACUGCCCUCUCCCAGGCAUUGGCAGAGUUCUUGCUCUGGCUUCCCCUUGCUGGAAUCCCGUGCUCCUGUGCACCCUGUAAAGCCCAGCGUUAAAGCCCAGCGCACACAGGAAGCUCCCCCCGGUGUCCUCUGCAGACAGUGAGCUCCUGGAGUCCAGCUGUGACCGUGCCUGACCUCACGUGGGGCUCCCUGCCCUGUCCCUCCACCCCUCUUUGCCUCCAUUUCUUCCCACUCAGAAGCUUUCUUGGCAUCAAAUGCCCAUCCGAAAGCCCCGCCCCUCCAGGCACAGCCCUGCUGUGGGACUGCAGCCGAUAGACCCCUUUCCUUGCAAUCCUCCUGCUCCUCCAAGUGGGGGAGGACGUGGGGUGGGACCUCCCUGGGAGAGCAGAUAUGAGGCCUCUCUGGGAGUGCCACAGGGGCACCGGGAGUGGUUGGGGCACCCACAGGGCACAGUCCUCUGCGGCUCUGGGUCCAGGAGCCAAGUUGUUAUCAGAGUGAGGUGAGUGUACCUGUGUCUGCUCUGGGCCUCUGACAGCUGGGACUCCAGCUAGUUAGUCACCCACUGAGCCACCAGCAUUGUGGUCCGAUGCGUGCUGGGUGUGGCGAGGGCGAGGGAGCUCAGAGCUGGGUACAGCCCCUCCUGGUGGCUAUCACAGUCCUGACCAGGGCCCUUGUGAGGAACGGGGAAGACCCAGCCUCCCUGGACUCACACCCAUCUCAAGAGGGGUCCGGGUAGGACGGAGGUGCUGGAAGCUCUCACCGGAACACACAGUGGGCCAAAUGACCCAAUACACUGUGAGGCACACCCAUGCUUCGUUUUUGCUGCCAGACUGCUAAGGACCACCCGAGGCUCUGGGGUGCACAGCCGGGGACGCUGGGGCUGGGGGCCGGCCAGGGUGGCUGUGUCCUGCUUCGUGGUCCCAGUGCUCCUUGGCUGUGGACACUGAGUCGGUGCAGCUUCCUGGUUCUGUCUUAAGCCUGGCCUCCCCCAGCGUCAGGACUGAUGGAGGCCUCCAGGUGGUCCUCGCCUGCGAGGGGGAGGCCCCAGGCCUGUUUCCUUCAGAGGAGCCUCUGCCUCACGGGGGAGGCCGGGCAGACCCGGGCUCAGCCACAUCCCCAUCCCCAUCCCCAUGUUCUCCUGGGUGUGCGUCAGGGCGCCCGUGCCCACCCCCUUCUCCCACCACAGAGACAAUGGGGGAAUGUGAGCAGGCGACCGAGUUCUGGCCAACAAGACGCAAGUGGCGUUUGCUCUGGGGAUUCUCAUUUGUGUCUGGCCUCGUUGCUUCUCCCUUGCUGCUGAUCCAGAUGUGAGUGUGAUGUCUGGAGCUCGGUAGCCAUCUGUGCCUGGGAGCCACCAGCAUCCUCGUUGUGCUGGGCUUAGACCUGCAAGAACCAGCAGCGAGAGCAGUGGGUGUGGGUUGAGGCUGGGCUGAGGCAGAAGUGGGCAAGGUGAGUGGGAGGCUAGAGUGGUCACGCCCAGGCUGCAGAGGGUGGUCAGAGGCCCCUUGUAUCUGUGGUGACCAUGAUGUCCUGGGGAAGCCCGAUGGCUGGGGGAACUGACUUGGUCUGGAGACAGAAACUUGGGACAGCCCCCUUUCGCCAAGACUGGAGGGGCUUCCUCUCCCUCUCUCAGGUCCCCCUCUGCCGAAGUGCACGGUGGCCUCCGGGGUGGCACAGAUCCCAGCGAAGAGGGCCCUGGCCCCUCCCGUGUGAUCUUUGCUCAGUGAGAGGGCCUUGGCUAGUGGCAGGCAGGCCUGGCUACUGGUGGGGCCCCUCUGCUGCCAUGUGUCGACGUGAUCUUUGUCCAGGGACAGGAGGGCUGGGAGUCCCCGCCUGAUCUGAACCCCGAGUUCAGGUGCUGCUGCCUGCGCCCCACCUGCAGAGUUCCUGGGACCAGGCCCGGCCCCUGCUGUGGGCUCCUCCCUUCUCAGGUGUGUGUGGGGUGAUCCUUGUCCCUGGCACUUGCCUCUGUCUUGGUACAGCCGAGACCUCAGGUGGGGCGGCCGGAGCAGCAGGAAUAUAACCUUCACAUCCGCACCAGCUGAGGGGUCAGCAUGAACAGCACCUGGUCCCUGCAGGUUGUGCUCCUCCUCCUGGUCCUGGCCGUGUUCCUGCUGGUGGGCUUCCUGCACAUGGACAUGGAGCUGCUCCUGCCCCUGCUCAGUGGCCAGGCUGAGGGUCCUCCGGUCACCAACGUCAUGUUCCUCAAGACCCACAAGACGGCCAGCAGCACCGUCCUCAACAUCCUGUACCGCUUUGCUGAGAAGCACAACCUGUCCACCGCGCUGCCUGCCGGCGGCCGCGUCCACCUGGGCUACCCCUGGCUCUUCCUGGCGCGCUACGUGGAGGGUGCGGAGGAGGGCAGCACCGGCACGCCGCGGCGCUUCAACAUCAUGUGCAACCACCUGAGGUUUAACCUCCCCGAGGUGCAGAAGGUCAUGCCGGAGGACACCUUCUACUUCUCCAUCCUCAGAGACCCGGGCUACCAGCUGGAGUCCUCCUUCACCUACUACAAGGGCUACGUGCCCGCCUUCCGCCACGUCAAGACGCUGCAGGCGUUCCUGGAGUCGCCCGAGCGCUUCUACAACGACAGCCUGGUGGUGAGCAACGCGUACGCGCGCAACAACAUGUGGUUCGACCUGGGCUUCGACCACAACGCGCCGCCCGACGAGGGCUACGUGCGCGCGCGCAUCGCCGACGUGGAGCAGCGCUUCCAGCUCAUGCUCAUCGCGGAGCACUUCGACGAGUCCAUGGUGCUGCUGCGGCACCUGCUGCGCUGGAGCCUGGACGACGUGGUGGCCUUCAGGCUCAACUCGCGCAGCGCGCGCACCGUGGCGCACCUGCCGCCCGAGAGCCGCGAGCUGGCCCGGCGCUGGUGCGCGCUCGACUGGCGCCUGUACGACCACUUUAACCGUACGCUGUGGGCGCGGCUGCACGCCGAGCUGGGCCCGCGCCGCCUGCGCUCCGACGUGGCCAGGCUGCGCGCGCGGCGCCAGGAGCUCACCGAGCUGUGCCUGCAGGAUGGCGCUCCGCAGAACCAGGCGCAGAUCACCGACCGGCUCCUGCGCCCCUUCCAGUCGGGCGAGGCCGACAUCCUGGGCUACAACCUCAGGCCCGGGCUGGACAACGCCACGCUGCGCAUGUGCCGGAGGAUGGUGAUGCCGGAGCUCCAGUACAUGGCGCAUCUGUACGCCCUGCAGUUCCCGGAGAAGCCCCGCAAGGCCAUCCCCCUCCUGGAAGAGUAGCGGGCGCUGGCGCGGUUAAGGGGCCGCCGCACACCCGCGCCCCUCUCCCAGGCCUCCCCGAACACCACUGGGCGGGGUGAAGAUGAGGGACAGGAGAAGAGGCUCGCUCUUCUCGGAGGGGGCCCUAGGUCUGGGACCCCGACCCUGCUGGCCACAGACACGGCUUGGGAGGGAGUGUGGUUGAGCUGGGAGAGAGCUGGGGCAGCCAUGCCUGCAGGAGCUCAGACUCUCGCCAAUUUCCUGCAGUGGGCACCUCCCCCCUGGCCAGGGCUGCGCCUGAAUACAGGCCCCGGGGAGCUGGCACCGUGUGUCGGGGGUGGGGGCGGUCAGCCUCCCACUGGCAGAGCCUCUGUUUCCCACAGAGCUGCUCCGACUGAAGGGUCAGAACCACUUACCGCUCAGUGCCCUCGACACCGCCCUGCAAGAGUGAGCCUUCCAAGCUCAGAGGCUCCAGGUUGUCGUGGACACCGGGUUGGAUGGAGUCCAGCAGGUGCACCUCUGGGCAGCCCUCCCUCUUUGUCCUUCCUGGGGGGGCUGCGCAGAGACCUCACACAGGAAGCCUUGGUCCCCCACUCCUGGGCAGAGUGGGGUGCACCGUGGGCGCCCAGCAGUGCCCACUCAACGCUCAGCCCGUGGGUCAGCCUGGGCCUGUGUACCCAGCCUGGGAGGGUCCUCACAGCCGCUUCAUUGCCAGUGUGUCUGUGUCUGCACACGGAGGCUGAGGGACAGCAGCUCCCUCGGACGCCAGCUUAGCAUGUGAAUUAAAUGUAGGGAUUGUAAGGGGCUCUCAGAACAAACUGGAGAAUAGAAGACAAUAUUUGGAAAUUGAAAACAUGGCUUCUAGAAACAGAAUUGGGACAGUGCAGAAGAGGAUGAACAUUGACCCAGAGUCCAGAGGCCCCGGGGUCACCUGCUCAGCCUAGAGAGAACCAUGGGAAAGCAGGGAGGGGGAGCAGAGGGGCGGAAGGCCAUGGAAAAGAAUCCGGGUCAAGCGAUGGAAAAAGUGACCCCCAGUCAAGGCAAGACUCGGAGCUGUCAGCGUUGCUACCCUCUGAGUAGCCGUCUCACAGGACACACGGCCGGCUCUCUGCUCCGGCGUGUGAGCCCUGCAGGACAGAGCCGGGCCAACUCGGGUUGGGUGUGGGUGGGACGCAGCCACUGCACUGGCACCCCUGCCCGGUGUUGUCUGCAGACCCAGAGCCUGCCCUAAGCUGCUCAGCAAGGGAGGGCGCGGAGCUCAGCCAGGAUUGUGUCAUUCGGUGCUGCCUGGGGGGUUGGGUGUGUCUUACAAUGUAAAAAUGAACGCAGUCUGUAAUAGAGAAUAUUGGAAAAAACCUGCUCAAGUUGUCCGCUCGGAAGGGUUGCGGAAGAUGUUGCAGCCCUGCGCAGCGAUGGAGCCGGGACACAGGGUGGCUGCACUUGCUGCCUUGUGUGCGGCCAGCGCUGACUGAGGUAGGACUCAGAACUCCAGGAUGGGAGAUCCCAUCAAGGACAUCUCCCUCACCUGCCUGUACACAGCGGGCAAAGCCUCAGCUGUGCCCAGGGGCCCUGGACAUGGCCUUGAGGGGUGGGGCUGGGUGUGCCCUGUGCGCAGGGACUGGGAGGAAGACUUUCCGGUUGUUCAAGAGAAGGUGGAAACGCAGGUUUCUAUGUUGUCAGCCUCCGUAGCCACCAGAGGUCCUCCGAGGAGCCGCGGUGUUAGUUGGGGAAAGCAGCCCGGGCAGCUGCAAGCACAUUCGGAGAGGCUGAGGCCAGGGGAGGUUCUGACGGAGAGAGGAGCGCUGCAUGUCUGCAGCAGUAACCGAGAGCGCAGGACGAAAGGCAGGUGACCUUGGUCUGAGGCGGUUUCUGUGUAAGGCCGUGGCAGCAUUCGUGCCGUGGUUGUCAAGCUAAUGAAAACCAGAGAGAUUCUCCCGAGAGCAACGGGACCGACUGGGAGUAGCCGAGCUUGGUGACAGCCGUGCAUGUGCACGACGAACCUCCAGCAUCUGCAGAGGCUGGGGCGCAGGGAGAUUUCGGUUGCAACAAUCCUGGCACAGGAAGACUCGUGACAAAGAGGCUUCUGUCCAAGGGUCUCGCAGGAGUGAUUGUCCUGCCAGCUGUGGCCCUGGCCCUCUCGUGAUGGUCACUCUCAGGAAGUCACGAUAGAACCUUGCCUUCACAACCUCCCAGUUAUAUUCAUAUUUUUGUUUGGAUUGGCACAUGUGGCUCCAUUUUUUAAAAAAGAUUUAUUUAUUUGAAAGGCAGAGUUACAGAGAGGGAGGGAGGGAGAGACAGGGAGGGAGGGAAGAGAGAGAGAGAAAGAAAGAGAAAGAGAGAGAGAGAGAGGUCUUCUAUCUGCUGGUUCUCUCUCCAGAUGGGUACAAUGGCUGGUGCUGGCUGAUCCAAAGCCAGGAGCCAGGAGCUUCCUCAGGGUCUCCCACGUGGAUUCAGGGGCCCAAGGACUUGGCUAUCUUCCAUUGCUUUCCCAGGCCAUAGCAGAGAGCUGGAUCGAAAGUGGAGCAGCCGGGACUAGAACUGGCGCCCAAAUGGGAUGCCGGCACUGCAGGUGUCAGCUUUAACCACUACACCACAGCGCUGGCCCCAUCCAUUUUGAUUUUGACAACUUUUACAUUUCCUUUUUUUUUUUUUUUUUUUUUUUUU
This is a messenger RNA of Oryctolagus cuniculus (rabbit), 15281 nucleotides long. NCBI's taxonomy places the organism in Eukaryota, Metazoa, Chordata, Mammalia, Lagomorpha, Leporidae. The record is from RefSeq and is a predicted model, not a curated record.